AUGAAACUCAGUCGGAGAGCGAAUACAUGGUCUAUUCUCAUAUUCGACAAGUCGUUGAUCAUUUCAGCAACACUACAGCAUUUUGGAAACAGUUGGUUUUUGCAGAGAUAUCAGUACAACUCAAAGUUCUACAACAAGCGUAGCGGAAAUGUCUUCUUAAUGAUUGGAGGAGAACGAUCGAUAUCGCCUCCGGGCGACAAGUGGGUUCGAAACGAGAACGUCAUGAUGAUGAAAUAUGCUAAGAUUUAUGGGGCUGCCGCAUUUCAACUUGAGCAUCGCCACUACGGACCAGCUGAAUACAGUCCUAUGAAGACGCAAACUACCUUGGACCUAAAGCUUUUAACAAUCGACCAAGUUAUUGAAGAUAUUCGAGAAUUCAUCCGGCAAAUGAACGCAAAGUAUUUCAAUGGGACGAAGACCUACUGGGUCACAUUCGGUGGAUCUUAUUCAGGAGCUUUAUCGGCUUUCUAUCGUGAAACGUAUCCGGAAACAAGCAUCGGAGCCGUGUCCACAUCUUCCGCUGUGAACGUGCUGGUCGAUUACUACGGUCAGUGUUUAUUCCCAUAA
Angiostrongylus costaricensis is the source of this 567-nucleotide messenger RNA. Lineage: Eukaryota; Metazoa; Nematoda; Chromadorea; Rhabditida; Metastrongylidae. The record is from the annotation of a GenBank genome assembly.